AUGUUAUGUAGCUAUACGCGCUACGACCUGCCCCGACCUGCUCGGGACAAGGAUAUGUACGAGUUCUCUAACCGAAUACUUGACUCUACUCGAACUGGGUCGCAAGGGCCGUAUAAAGGCAGCCAUUGCGCCCAGCCGCGCGCCGAGCCGAGCGCCGCGCCGCGCCGUUGUAUAAGAGGAGGGCGCGCUCGGGGCCGCUCGGCCCGGCUCGGCUCGGCUCGGCGCGACUCGGCCCGUCUCGGCUCGACUCGGCCCGCCGAGGGCGAACGAACCAUCCUAGACACGGAACUGAUAACAACGGAAGUACAUAGC
Brenthis ino (lesser marbled fritillary) is the source of this 312-nucleotide messenger RNA. NCBI's taxonomy places the organism in Eukaryota, Metazoa, Arthropoda, Insecta, Lepidoptera, Nymphalidae. The record is from the annotation of a GenBank genome assembly.